CUAAGCAGUCGAGAUAAGCCUGGACAGUUGUACGCCUUUGUGACAAUACGGUGAAGAUGAACUUUCCUUGUUUCGCUUUCCCCUUGGCGUUGCUUGUAUCAGUUCAGCUCAACACUUUUACAUGGGCUGCAAUGAAUGUGACAAAAACCUCAGAUUAUGAUGAGCAAGGAAAACACCUGGGUGAACAACCAGUACGUCGCAUGUUACCAGCAUGCAAUCUUAACACAUUCUCAUUGCGUGGUGGUAAACCAACCUUUCCAGAGAAGCUAGGUGUCACCCGUCCCCUCUGCCAAGACAAAUAUUACGCCACUCUCCACGAUAAUAAUUUGGGAAUUGCACGUUACGCACUCUACAAGAUUACCGCCGAAGACGCCAUGAAACCAAAAGUACCAAGACCUCUAAAUGAUCCAUGGGAACCGAAUCAGACGCCAGGGAUUCUUCAAGGAAGCAAAAAAUUGUUCGAGAACCAACCUUUCCAGGGUAGAUACCAGAAAGGCCACCUAGUUCCUGUUAAAAUCUCGCGUUACAGCCUUGAAAGUGUCCUUGCCACAUUCACCUACACCAACUGCGUGCCGCAAAUUGCAGAUUUCAACGGAGGUCAGUGGAAAAGGUACGAACUGAGAAUAGAGAAAUACGCCCGGAAAAAUUGUUCUCAGGAAGGCGGAACCCUUUUCCUAAUCACUGGCACAUCGAAGGUUAAGUUUCUCCAGAAACAUGAUCGUCAUGGUAAAAUAAUAGCAGCCAAAGGGAUGGAACAUCUGCAGUGGUUCCAUAACAACGUGGAUGUAAACAAGAAUCUCGGACCAAAGAUCGCAAUUCCAAACUCAAUGUGGACGGUGGGCUGUUGCUUGAACUUGAAUACCAAUCAAGUCGUGGGAGCGUUUGGUGUAAUGGGUGAUAAUUCUUUAGACAAAAAGCCCUUAAAUGAAUUUAUGAUGUCCCAACAAAACGUCGCAUAUGUUGAAAGCGCCCUUAAGUUAGAGUAUCCAAAUAUUAAGUUGUUUCCUAACGGCAACGAUUGCUAUGAGCCAGAAAAAAACGUUCGAUUGAUUAAGGUAUGAUUUUAUUAUGUCCUAGUAACUAUCCUAGUUACUUGUUUUUUUCGGGCUGUACUGUUAGUUGCGAACUCGGUUAGAAAGAGGUGUUUAGAGCUUGUAUUUUCAUCCUUUAUGUUCAAAAUAUGCAUGCUACUUUAUCUGCAAAACAAUGUAUACUG
This is a messenger RNA of Pocillopora verrucosa, 1216 nucleotides long. RefSeq lists its product as uncharacterized. Gene Ontology annotation, molecular function: nucleic acid binding; hydrolase activity; metal ion binding. Lineage: Eukaryota; Metazoa; Cnidaria; Anthozoa; Scleractinia; Pocilloporidae. The record is from RefSeq and is a predicted model, not a curated record.